AGUCCACUCAACCCAAAGCUGUGAAUUAUAGAUUCUUUAUAGACAGUCGGCCGGCAGCCUUCGGUAGUAGAAUUGGAAGAAAAAGAAGCCACCGCUUUGUGGAAACAGUAGCCGUCGAUCGAGUUUUUUUUUUCGGGUGGAAAAAGAAAAGCUAUGGCAUUGAACGGUGGUCUUAGAUCGGCUUCGAAGUUUCUGACUUCGUCCUCUCAAUCUCUUAUCCACAAGUCAGGCAAUAGAGGGUUUCAUUCAACUGGAGUGAAGAGGAUGGGAGGAGGGCAUGGGCAUGAUGAACCAUAUUACCUCCAUGCUAAGCAUAUGUACAACUUGGAUAGGAUGAAAAAUCAGAAGCUGACAAUGUCGCUUGGAGUUUUGACAGCCUUCAGCAUUGGCGUGUUUGUUCCCAUCUAUGCUGUCAUUUUCCAGCAGAAAAAGACUGCAUCUGGUUGAUUUUUUGUGCUUGCCUUCAUGGCGGUAUGGCUGCCUGCAAUAAUGGAAGCAACUGCCUUUGUGAUCUUCAGCUUUUGAACCGAUGUAGUUUGAUGAUUAUGAUGAUACUUGCAGGAUUUUAGUAUUUCUGUUGGCAAUCACCUGUUGUUAAUUAUGGGAAUUGAUUAUUUGAUAAUAAUAAUAAACAAUAUAUUUGAUUUUGCA
Messenger RNA from Gossypium raimondii (Peruvian cotton), 651 nucleotides. RefSeq lists its product as uncharacterized. Lineage: Eukaryota; Viridiplantae; Streptophyta; Magnoliopsida; Malvales; Malvaceae. Bases 154 to 447 code for a protein of 97 amino acids. The transcript is spliced from 2 exons. The record is from RefSeq and is a predicted model, not a curated record.